AGAGGCUUGAUAGUACUAGCGAAACAACCGGACUCAUCAGAGUCAAGCGUUUUACAGCGAGACUCGCCUGAAAAAGCAACGGCUGUGAUAAUUCGCAUUAAAGUUUUCGGAAAGGUGAGCUCCGCAUGAACGCAUGGUGGAAGAUGUGCAAACCCGAAACUGCGAAGGAGGUGCGAUUUCAUAAAAGAAACGAGGAGUUUCUGCACGCGUUUCGCUCUGUUUUUACGCACACAAAAAAGAAUUUGAAUGCAGCUGCAGCGCGGUAUCGAGAGUAGAUCAGGGGAUUGCCGAGAAAACGAUGUGGGUGGCGUCUCGGACUUCGACGCUCAAAGUAGGCAUGGGAGGCAGAACCGACUGUGUCACUUCUUCCCGAGUUUGUAGACAAUUUGCAGUGUUUCAUAGCCCUUUCGAUAUAAGCCAAUGCGGGGAAGAGUCGACGUAGAUAGCAUGGCCGAAAGGGAGUCCGCCACGAGCAGAACAGGCGAAAACGCCUCAUAAGAGUCGGUUUUCAGUACGUCGCCUGCUGGGAAGAGAAAACGUUUAAGAACACGGCGACAGCCGCUUCGUUUUUUGCCUUCCCUUCUCUCUGUGGGUCUACUUUACAAAUGUCGGUCAGAAAUACGGUAGAAGUGAACGAAUGGCCCGACACCUACAACCUCCCGAUACCCAUUCUUGUGUGCAUGUCGUCAACAGGUAGUUUAUCGUUCCAGAUAUUUGAUUUCGACCAUCACUGGGGGCACAUCGUCUAUCAACUUUAACACCAUUUUCUUCUAACGUCACCAAAUAAACAAAUGUAUGUUUUGUCGUGGUCUGUGUCUAGAGCCACAAUAUGUUACUGCCGUCGCUUCCGUGUGUUCCUUCUCCAAGCAGUCUGGUGUUUUUCUCGCCAUCCACGAGUCACUUCCCGCCCUCGAGAGGAUGUUUUUCCCCAAAACCCCCGAUGUGACCGUCUGACGGCAAGAACUCCGAAGCAAAGUCUUCUUUCUCGCCCACGCAGAGAGCCGCAGUUUCUCGCUGAGAAAAGUGCCUGUGUGUCUACAGGCGGACGGGGAAGCGAGCACCGCAAGCAUGCGCGCGCUUUUCCUCAGCCAAGAGAGCGACGGUUUCCUUUCGCCUCUCUGCUUUCUGCCGGGCUCUCCCUCGUCUUCUUUCCCUCACAUCCUUCAGAAACGCCAACCGUUUCUUUCUCUCUUUCUUUUCGCAAAAACCUCCCAGAGUCGUGGACGCUCCCUCUCCGUCACAGCCUCCCGCAAGAACUUCUGUGGGGUGUCUCGACAGCUCCGUUCAAGCUGUCCUUCGUCGUUUCUUCGUGUGCUCUCUCGGUUGUCUUUCUUCGCCGCUUCUGCGUCCUUCCUUGAUAACGAACCACGAGAUAUCUCGGCGUCACCUGAGUGCCGGAAAAUGGCGGAGCAAAGCAAAGUGAAGGACCUCACUCUCAGCGCCUUUGGGCGCAAAGAGAUCGAACUCGCUGAAGGCGAAAUGCCCGGCCUGAUGGCUUUGCGCAAGGAAUUCGGACCCCGCCAGCCGCUCAAGGGGGCGAAGAUCAGCGGCUCUCUUCACAUGACUGUUCAGACAGCCGUGCUGAUCGAAACUCUCAAAGCGCUCGGCGCGGAACUCAGAUGGUGCUCCUGCAACAUCUUCUCCACGCAAGAUCACGCAGCUGCCGCAAUCGUCAAAAACAACUCCGCCGCCGUCUUCGCCUGGAAAGGAGAGACGCUCGAGGAGUACUGGUGGUGCACCGUGAUGGCGCUGACCUGGGGGGAAGGCGCCGGGCCGGACUUGUUGGUGGACGACGGCGGGGACGCGACGCUGUUGAUUCACGAAGGCGUGAAGGCGGAGAAGGAGUUUGCGCGGUCGGGAGCACUCCCAGAUCCUGCUGCGACAGACAACUUGGAGAUGAAGGUUGUGUACAAGAUCCUGGCGGAGGGCCUCCAGAAAGAUCCACAGAAAUGGUCGCGGAUGGCCGCGAACCUGAAGGGUGUGUCGGAGGAGACGACGACCGGCGUCCACCGCUUGCUCCAGAUGGCGAAGAAGAAGGAACUGCUGUUCCCGGCGAUCAACGUGAACGACUGCGUGACGAAGAGCAAGUUCGACAACGUCUACGGCUGCAGACACUCGCUGCCGGACGGCAUCAUGCGCGCGACCGAUGUGAUGCUCGGCGGCAAGCGCGUCGUCAUUUGCGGCUUCGGAGAUGUGGGCAAAGGCUGCGCUGCAGCGAUGAAGGGUGCAGGCGCCCGAGUCGUCGUCACGGAAGUCGAUCCGAUCUGCGCACUGCAGGCUGCGAUGGAAGGGUACAGCGUGUCAACGCUCGAGAGCCAGCUGGCGACGGCAGACAUCUUCAUCUCGGCGACGGGGAACAAGGACAUCAUCACGGCGCGACAUAUGAGUCAGAUGAAGAACAACGCAAUCGUCGGGAACAUUGGACACUUUGACAACGAAGUGGACAUGGCCGGUCUGCUCGCUUGGCCAGGCAUCCAGAAAGUGAACAUCAAGCCGCAAGUCGACCGCUUCAUCUUUCCUGAAGACAACCACGGCGUGAUCGUCCUCGCCGAAGGGCGCCUCCUGAACCUCGGCUGCGCGACCGGCCAUCCGUCCUUCGUCAUGUCGUGCUCCUUCACGAAUCAGACGCUCGCGCAACUCGACUUGUGGGAUAACGUCGCUACGAAGCGGUACCAGAACGACGUGUAUCUCCUCCCGAAGGAACUCGACGAGAAGGUCGCUCGUCUCCACCUGCCUGCGCUCGGUUGCGAACUCACCACGAUGUCUCAGGAACAGGCUGCGUACGUCGGCAUCAAGCCUGAGGGACCGUACAAGUCUGCCUCGUACCGCUACUGAGCAGGUCCGCUGAGAGUGGGGAACUGACCGGCCGGCGGACACAAGACCGAGAAGCGAACGCGCGCACAACGGUCCGACAGCGACCGCUCAUAUUUGUGAACUGCUCUGGGAUGCGGCGGGCGCGCCGGACGCAGCCUGCGACUGGCUUGUCAGGACUCACUCCACUUUCUGUUAUUCGUCGAGAAGAACCGCGAAGAUCCGAAAGAAAAAGUCACGAUUCGAAACACCCUCGGGGGGACGUUCGACACAGAAGUCUUGCUGUUUUGUCGUCACGCCCUCUCCGACAACCUCCGGCGUACCUCCCCGCAGCUUUUGCAGCGACACUCGAAACGUUGCGUCUUCGUUCUUCUCUCGCGGCCUCGCUGUCUGCAGACCUACUGUUUGCAGAGAGGAGACCAACGGUUUUUCUGCUCUCGCGGAGACAAUGUGCACUUUUGUGCUAGUGUGGUAGAGUCACAAUUCGACAGGGAACUGGAUUAUAAACUUUUUCGACCGCG
Molecule: messenger RNA, 3332 nt
Organism: Toxoplasma gondii ME49
Lineage: Eukaryota; Apicomplexa; Conoidasida; Eucoccidiorida; Sarcocystidae
Product: adenosylhomocysteinase, putative
Exons: 2
Coding region: 1069-2835 (588 amino acids)
Biological process (GO): L-methionine cycle
Cellular component (GO): cytosol
Molecular function (GO): adenosylhomocysteinase activity
Source: RefSeq, a predicted model, not a curated record